AUGACUCCUGUCGUGUACACCGAACCGGUGUUUCCACUCCAGCGCUUUGGUCAGCGCCUCGUACGCCGAGUCGGCCGACCCCUUGUCCAACACAAACCUCUCGACCUGCCAGUCCUCGCACCGGACCCUUUCCACGUCUAUCUCGUGGUACAGGUGCGGGUUGGCGUCGGCUGCGCACAGGAAUCUCCGGCGCACCACUUCAACCACCGUCUCAUUUGUCACUCUUGCGAUUUACGCGUAUCGGAUACUCCCGUAAAGAUGAUAGUCAACACUGGAGGGACCGCAACAUAAAUGAGGCAAAAGUG
Oppiella nova is the source of this 305-nucleotide messenger RNA. Lineage: Eukaryota; Metazoa; Arthropoda; Arachnida; Sarcoptiformes; Oppiidae. The record is from the annotation of a GenBank genome assembly.